AUGAGGAGGGGAGGAAAGGCAGAGGAUGAUGAGGAAGACCAUGCCACUCGUUCAACUCUCCUGCUCUCCCAUGGCACAGCACCCUCAGACGAGGAUGUAGCCAACCCCUUAAGGGAUGAUGCUAGGGAGCCCUGUCAAAGUGGUAAAGCCGUGGACCACUUCACGGAGCUGCGAGACACCCGUUUAUCUAGCGUAUGCCGAGAGAAGGACGUGCAGAACUCACAGAAUGACAGAAUCAGAGAUAGGCACAGUGGGAGGAAACUGUAUGUCUACAGAUUCUACACUGAGCUCAUCUUUCUGAAAGUGUCUCCAGACAGAAUGCAGGCUUGUGAAGUCGCUGCACUGAUAUUGCUGACUGUAGUGAGCUGCUCCAGACAGUAUGAAGAGCUGCCCCAGACUACACUCACCCUGGAGCCUCCAUUCCCAGAGAUAUUCACCGGGGAGACAGUCACGCUGAGGUGUGGGGUUGAGGGGGGUUCUGCUGGCUGGAAAUAUCUCUGGUACAAAGACAGUGAGGACACUCCAGUGCUCCAGACUGCUGGCCGCAGUAUAACUGGUGACAGCUACACAAUCACUGCAGCUGCUGUAUCUGACCAGGGCCAGUACUGCUGUCGAGGACAAAGAGUAGAUCAGCCACUCUACUCACAGCUCAGUGAUAAAGUGACAUUACCUGUGUCUGAGGGUCAUCCUCAGGCUGUCCUGACCCUGCAGCCUGCCUGGGCACAGAUAUUCAUAGGAGAGACAGUCACCCUGAGCUGUGAGGUGGAGGGGGGCUCUGCUGGAUGGAGGUUUAAACAGUACAGAGAUGGACGUGAAGAGGCAGGGUGCAGUGAUAAAUACAGCAAGAGAUAUGGUGAUCGGUGCAAAAUCAGUUCCGCUCAAGAGUCCCACAGUGGAGUGUACUGGUGUGAAUCUGCAUCAGGACAGGAGCGCAGUAAUGCUGUCACCUUAACUGUGUCCAAUCAAUGGGUGAUCCUGCAGACUCCCCGUCAGCCUGUGACUGAGGGAGACAGUCUGACUCUGAGG
Molecule: messenger RNA, 1026 nt
Organism: Acipenser ruthenus (sterlet)
Lineage: Eukaryota; Metazoa; Chordata; Actinopteri; Acipenseriformes; Acipenseridae
Product: high affinity immunoglobulin gamma Fc receptor I-like
Exons: 6
Biological process (GO): cell surface receptor signaling pathway
Molecular function (GO): transmembrane signaling receptor activity
Source: RefSeq, a predicted model, not a curated record